Messenger RNA from Onychostoma macrolepis, 1694 nucleotides. RefSeq lists its product as uncharacterized. NCBI's taxonomy places the organism in Eukaryota, Metazoa, Chordata, Actinopteri, Cypriniformes, Cyprinidae. The record is from RefSeq and is a predicted model, not a curated record. The transcript is spliced from 6 exons. Bases 221 to 1186 code for a protein of 321 amino acids.
UAAUCGAAAAAAUAAUCGACAGAUUAAUCGAUUAUUAAAAUAAUCGUUAGUUGCAGCCCUAGUGGAUGGAGAUCUGACUUUCUGUUCCUUAAACUGGGAAGAGCUUCAUUAUUUCCUGCAGCACAGAAUUCAACAAAUCACUGUGGACUUCAGAAAGAGCAACAUUCAAUGCAGAAUCAGUGAAAUACUGCCAUUCCUGAACAGGAUUCAGUUUAAACGGAUGAGCCCUGCCUUCAUGCUGUGUGUAAUCAGAGAGAUCUAUGAGUCCGGCUCUGCUGGGUUUGUGUUCAGUCUGUUGAGUUCAGUGGAGAACUACAUUAACCUGCAGAGCAGAGAUCUGGACUCUGUUCACUGUGCGGCCCUGCGCUUCACACUGCAGCACUGCACUGCAGCUUCACUCAGUCUACAGUGGACCUCCAUACCAGAGGAAGAGCUGGAGAGCAUUCUGCCUCUCUUCACACAUCUCUCCCGCCUCAGUGUUGACAGGCUGCUGUUGCUGAAGAUGCUUCACUUCUGCAGUGUCUCUGAUGUCCAGCAGGAGGCAGCAGCUGUUCUACUCUCUGUCCUUCAGCACAAGCUGGACUUCUCCUGCCGCUCUGCUCUGGAUCUGACAACAAACACAGACUCAGAGCCUCUACAUCUGACCGCUGAUGACUGCCGUGUGACGUCCAGAGUCAUUCAGAGAGCUCAUUCAGACACAAAGACACAGCUGAUUCUGCAGGACUGUGAGAUUCAUACAGCUGGAAUGGAUCAGAUGUUCCCAGUGUUACAUUCAGUUCAGCUCUCCUGUGAUAAACCUCUGCUGCUUCAGUUUCUGGCUCAUGUGAGGCCUGAGGAAGCCCAGUCUCUUUCUGGAGCUCUGGGUGAAGAGCUGGAUCUCAGUCAGACUCAGCUGGAUCUGCAGGUCUGUAGAGGUCUGGAGCUGAUUCUGGAAUAUUCUGAAGGACUGACAGAACUGGAUCUGAGUCAGUGCCGGCUCAUCGAUCACAGCCUGGAUCUGCUGCUCCCAAACCUCCACAAAGCACAAAACAUUGAUUUUAGUGGAAAUAGCAUCACUGACGCUGGGGCUGAGAAAAUCUACAAUAUCGUCACUCUCAACAGUAACAUAAAGACAGUAAGGCUCUUCAACAACAGAAUUGAAUUCAAAGAGUUCUUCAGCAAUGACACACGAUUUGAGAUCUGGUGAUAAACUCUCUACAGUCAUCGGCCUCAUCAAAGACGGAGACGAGUCUGCUUACAGACAGGAGGUUGAGCAGCUGGCUGUCUGGUGCAGUCACAACAACCUGGAGCUCAACGCGCUCAAAACAGUGGAUAUGAUAGUAGACUUCAGGAGGAACCCCCCUGCACUCCACUCAUGGACAUCAUGGACAGCACUGUGGCUGCAGUAGAAUCAUUCAGAUUCCUGGGACACACCAUCUCUCAGGACCUGAAGUGGGACGAUUACAUUGACUCUGUUGUGAAAAAGGCCCAGCGGAGGCUUUAUUUCCUCCGCCAGCUGAGGAAGUUCCACCUGCCACAGGAGCUGCUGAAACAGUUCUACUCUGCCAUCAUCAGAAUCAGAAUCAGUAUGAGCUUUAUUGCCAGGUAUGGUUACACAUACGAGGAGUUUGUUUCAGUGACAGAAGCUCCACAGUGCAACAGAAUGACAGCAACAAGACAAGACACAGAUAAUAAAAGAAUAAUAUACAAAUAUA